Eimeria maxima is the source of this 1125-nucleotide messenger RNA. Its product is annotated as ethanolaminephosphotransferase, putative. Gene Ontology annotation, molecular function: phosphotransferase activity, for other substituted phosphate groups. Gene Ontology annotation, cellular component: membrane. Gene Ontology annotation, biological process: phospholipid biosynthetic process. Bases 1 to 1125 code for a protein of 374 amino acids. The transcript is spliced from 7 exons. The record is from RefSeq and is a predicted model, not a curated record. NCBI's taxonomy places the organism in Eukaryota, Apicomplexa, Conoidasida, Eucoccidiorida, Eimeriidae.
AUGAAUCCAUGGUGGGAGGCAGUGGAGAAGUUGGUUCCUCGUUGUGUACACCCGAACGCGUUAACGGUGUCGAGCUGCACUGCAGCCAUCAUUGGGUCAUGCUUGCUUCUCGGUUUCUGCCCCUAUCUUUCCGAGUUCCCUCCCCGUUGGGUCUUUCUAAUCUCGGCAGCCCUCUUCUUCUUGUACCAGACUUUAGAUGCAAUCGACGGGAAGCAUGCACGCCGCCUGGGCCUCUCCUCUCCUCUAGGCCAGCUGAUGGACCACGGGUGUGAUAUCAUCUGCACCACCCCGCUGACGCUGCUGGGGACGGCUAUCAUCGGAGGGGGAGUGGGAUUGCGGCAGUACACGGUUUUGGUCGUCUCCUCUCAGUUCCUUCAGUUUCUGUACACCUGGUGGGAACUGCACUUCGGCGUCUUCUAUACUGCCACUGGCAUCAUUGGUGUGACGGAAGCUCAGCUUACGGUCAUACUCCUCUCUGUACUGGGUGGGACUUUUGGCCCCGAGAUGUACCAUAUAGAUCUUCUUCAGUAUAUUCCGCCUGAAAUUGGGAUACCCCUGGCGAAACUCGCGGGAGCAGCUGGAUUGAGUAUUACGGCGAGUGUAGUAUUCCAGCUGAUGUUGCUGGCCUGCAACUCGAUGCUCUGCAUUCUGAACAUUGUUAUGGGAGUCCGGCGGGCACCGCAACCGCUGGUGGCCCUUACCCAGGUGGUCAUGUUCUUGGUGUACAUCUUCGUCCAGGGAGUUGUCUACAUGCACUGCUUGGUGUGGCGGCCCAUUUUGAACCCAUACCUGGUGUACACUGCAAUUUGCUCCACAUACUCAAUACUGCUGCUGCGCAUUUGCUUGUCAGCGACCUGCCGCAUCCCCUACAAAUUUGUGCAAUGGCCAAUGCUGCCGCUGGCGGCAGUUGCUGCUGCACUUAGACUGGGUAAUCUGACAGAGAAUCAGGAGUUCUGGGCGCUCUUGGCUGCGUGCCUCUUCAACGGCGUGUAUCUCAUGGAUUUCGUGUACACGGCGGUGUCUGACGUGUGCGAUGGGUUAAAUAUAACGUGUUUUACAGUCCCGGAGACGGGGAAUUCACAGGCCCCCUCGAAAUCAUCGAGGGAGGCGAAGAAGGCAGACUAG